Messenger RNA from Vitrella brassicaformis, 1904 nucleotides. The record is from the annotation of a GenBank genome assembly. Lineage: Eukaryota; Vitrellaceae.
GGUGUUUCGGUUCUCGUUGCAAGCAGUGCAGCAUCUAAUUGCUCCCAGAUCUCUCUGGCUCUCUCGCCUAGAGCUCCCCUGUCCCUCUUCAUUUCCGCACACCCACACCCCUUUGCACACCCCUGUCGCUGAAGCCGUCUCCACACCCCAGACAGCCCCAGCCGCGCGAUGCUCUCCCUGAAGAAGCGUCUGGCAGUGCGGCCAGCCGGCACUGAGUCUCGCGGGGGGAUCCGUCCGCUCCGCAUCCUCCGCCGCCUGUUCGGGAAGAAGGGACACAAAGAAGAGGGCUUCAUGCCCUUCAACCGCUCCUGGCUGGACCCCGUGCCGCCUCCACGGCCAGCACAGACUCAGAAGACCAUCAUCCGCCCCACCCGUCCACCCAGCAGAAGGCGGACCACAUCCACCCGCCCCAGCACCCCUUUGCAGACGAUUGACGAGGAGUCGGUUUCCAUCUACAAGGCUCCCAACGUGAACGACGUCAGCUGGUUCCUGGAGGCGCUGGGCGAGGCGGAGACAGCCUUCAUCAAACAGGCCAUAAGGGAAGAGGCGUCCAAGACAACAACGGAGGAGUACAUCCGAGGGUACUCCCAGGCCGCGACAGUAACCCGACCACUGGCAGGCCGUCAGAGCGCUGUGACGAAGAGAAAGCGACAAGAAGUUUCUCGAGGCGAGACAGCGCCAGCCUCAUUGGAGAGGGCAAGCACACAUGGACACGGCGACCGCCAAAGGUGGGCUCAUGGCCAGUAUGAGACACAGUCCAUGCGUAGUCCUCUUUAUUCAGCUGCUUGUCUGACUCCUUACCUUCUUCAGGCCCAUGGAUGCAGUGAUAAGUAUCUCACCUGCGUCGUCUUCUUCUUCCCACGGCAACCGCGACACUCAGAGGUACGCGCGAGCAGUAGAAGAGGCGGCAGAUGCACUGUCCCCCUGAUUCGUUCCUCUACUUACCUUUUGCAGGCCGAAAGCCCGGGAGGACUCACGGCCGCUCCCCAAGGCACGCAACAAGACCCCCGAAGAAUACAACAGAGAUUCGCUGUUCCGGGACAGCCUCCGUGAGGCGGCGCGAGGGGUCACAUUCAACGAUGUGCGCCUAGAUGGGUGCAUUGAAGAUUUCAUGACCUCGAAGGCUUCCCCGGAGCAAGACAACAACGUCAAGAGGUGGGUGGGCGGAUGGGGCACGAGACAUGACAGACAAUCUGUCUCAAAAUUCGCUGCCUCGCCUUUGUUUUGCAGCACCGUAAUCGCCACCUUUAUGACCCGGAUCACAGCAGCGUACUCCAGCUGCUGCACCUGCCGACACGCCUCACAGGCGGCCAUCGAGACGGCGCUCGAGCUCGACUUCACCGCCGACCUCCCGUCAGCGUCCCCAUCAUGUCGGUCCCUCGUGAGUUCCAUUCUGCGGCUCCUCGAGAAGGAAUCCGCGACGGACCGGCACAGUGGGGGGGCGGGGGGUGAGGAGAAGGACAGCCGAAUGGAGAUGCUGCGAUGUCAUUGAGUGUGGCCGAGCUGCUUGUGGUGAUGGCGUGUGUGAUGACGAACGAGCUGACACAGCGAGGGGUGUGCUGCCGGGCGGAUGUUGGAGGGUCAGGGCGGACGAAUGGGCGGACGAGGGGAGUUAAAGGGACGGCAUGACAGAGGCCUGCCUGCACAAGGCAGCAGCGGCUUGGAGAGGAGACAUGACAUGUUGCAGCCGGCAAAUCUCGAUAUGACGCGGCGAGGGGGCUGAGGGCUGAUGUGAUCCACCGCCCCCCCAAGUUGCUUACUUCUUGUGGUGAUGCGGCCGUGUGUGAUGAUGAAGGAAGCGACACUUGAAGGAGUGUGCGGAGCGUUGGAGUCAGUCAGUCAAUCGUGGGGAAGUCUCAUGAUCAGGACGUGACGGACAGACGGCAGAAUGCCGGGGAAUGAAG